Parastagonospora nodorum SN15 is the source of this 2034-nucleotide messenger RNA. RefSeq lists its product as hypothetical. The record is from RefSeq and is a predicted model, not a curated record. Lineage: Eukaryota; Fungi; Ascomycota; Dothideomycetes; Pleosporales; Phaeosphaeriaceae. The coding region runs from base 1 to 2034 and encodes 677 amino acids. The transcript is spliced from 4 exons.
AUGUGGACCACGCGUCUUGCGCUAUUUACAGCUUCGGCGUUGGCACAGACCCAAUACGGAGAGAACCACGUUAAUGUUAAUUUCGACUCGCAAAUUGUGGAGCAAACGGCCUUCCCUGCGCCGAAUGCAACAUUGCUCAGUCCUGCUUUCCUCGCUGCAGGAAAUGCGUCCUUCGAUCCAGGAUGGACUGAGGGUACCGAGGGUGCGACUAGCCAGGACCAAUUGAACUUUGUCAGCGAAGAGGGCAAGAAUUUCCCUUAUGUGUACCUUUCGACUUCCUCAAAUGCUUCGGCAACAAGCCGUGACUCUGGGAAGCUGAGAGUAUGGAUCCAAGGGUCUGUUCAUGGCAAUGAGCCCGCUGGAGACGAGGCAACCCUGGCCUUGCUUGGAGCUAUGGACGCGAACGCAACCUGGGGCUGCAUCAUUUCUCGCAGAUACAAUCCCGAUGGCAAUGCGUACUUUCAACGUACGCUGGCUACAAACUACGACCCUAACAGAGAUCACACUAAGCUGGCGCGCCAGCAGACCCGCGACAUCAAAGAAUGGUUCAGCAGCUUCGCGCCACACAUUGCGAUCGAUAUGCAUGAGUACGGUGCGGCGUCCCGAUACUCUGGCAACUACAGCAAUGCAGCCGAUGGCAUGUUCAGUGCCGCAAAGAACCUGAACAUCCACCAGUCCAUCCGCGAUUUGUCAGAAAAUGUUUUUGCCCCGGCCAUCAAUGCCUCGUUGCUCUCCAAGUCGCUACGUGGCGAGCCGUAUGUGACCGCUUCGCGCAACAAUCCCCCACGUUUAGACGAAGCAGGCACCGAUGCUAAAAUUGGCCGCAACGCAAUGGGUCUCACUCAGUGCGUGACCUUUCUUUUCGAGACCCGUGGAAUUGGUAUCGCCUCCCAGAGUUUCAAGCGUCGUACAUUGGCUGGACUGCAGAUGAUUCUUGGUGUGCUGGAACCAGCUCGAGACCGGGCUGAGGAAGUUUACAAUACGAUCGAGGGUGCUAUCAAAGAGGUUGUUGAGAGCAAAGAGGACAUCAUCGUCACAGACUACACAAAGUACACGAACCGCACAUACACCAUGGUGGAUCGUCGCAACGGUGCUGUAGUCCAACUCCCAAUCGAGUUCUCCAGCACGACGCCCUCCACUGCAAAUCUUACCCGCGCCCGACCAGAGGGCUACAUUAUUCCGAGCGCAUGGGCUGACCUUGCCGAACGUCUGCGAGUAUCCGGUCUUGAAGUUGAGACUAUGGAUCAGGCCUUUAGCGGAGAAGUUGAAGUGUACAACAUCACAACCGCAAGUCUUGGAAAGGCUUACUAUGAGGGUGCUGUACUUAGCACAGUCACAACGGAGACCUUGAAGCAAGAAGUUAAGUUACCGGCUGGAAGCUUCUUUGUGAGUAGUGCACAGAAGAAUGCGGGUCUAGCAUUCGUGGCCCUGGAACCAGAGAACAUCGACUCCUACGUGAGCUUUGGUAUUGUACCGAUGGAGGUUGGGGACCUGUAUCCUAUUUUCAGGAAAGUCAGCCGCCGCCUGAUCCGCCCUGCAGCUCCCUGGCACCGCAACACCCGCCCUUACUACGAGCCCACCGUAUCUCGCACCCCUUCCCUGGAAGACAUCCGCAACCCCUCCCACAACUCAGCCCUCCACUGCCACCAACCCAAGCCCCUCACCCUACCCUCCCCAUACACCCCCUCCACACGCCCACACGACCUGCCCUCGCGCAUCUCCGCGCUCAACCGCCGCGCCGCAGUCGUAUCCGCCCAACUCGCGCACCUCACCGCCGUCGCGAGGCCGCUGGAGUCCACGAAGCCUGAGCGACUGAGCGAGACGCAGCUGUACGACAUGCAUCAAGAGGGCGUGGGGCUGGUGAGGGCGCUGGGCAUGUUCGAAGCGCAGGCAAAGGAGGUGUUGGAGAUGUUGGCGGAUUUGUUGGGGGGAGGGAGGGAGGUGGAGGAGGAGGAGGUGGAUUGGAUGUGGGAGGGGGCGUGGGAGAGGGGGAUGAGGGUUGGGAAGGGGGCGAGGAAGGGGAGGGAUGUUUGA